Molecule: messenger RNA, 1619 nt
Organism: Didymodactylos carnosus
Lineage: Eukaryota; Metazoa; Rotifera; Eurotatoria; Philodinida; Philodinidae
Source: the annotation of a GenBank genome assembly
CAGCUCCAGAAAGGUAUUUUUACAUUGUUUCUUGAGUACGUCAGGAAUGAAAAACUUUUUCGAUAAAAACGAGCCGUUAGCUUAUUCUACACCGAAUGCCGAAUUUUUUGGCGUAUCAGUGAAGUGGCCGACUCAUCAUACAAAAAAGCUAGAUACAUUUACAAAAUGCAGAUCGAGCUUUCCAGGUAUGCAUGUUUCCGAGCCUGUCAAAAUUCGAACUUCCUCCCAGUCUCAUUGAAAAACACUUUCCCUAGCUCACUUCUUGACGAGGAAUCCAAUGAAAAAGGUUUGAAAGCGCUAGGUGAUCACAGGAAAACGUUGUGAGUGGUUUUAGGAAAACUGGCGGUUUUUUGGCCUUUUGACUGUGCUCAGUAUUUUGCAUUUUUCUCCAUGAAGAUACGCUCUACUCGAGAAAAUAAGAUGAUAUUCGUGAUCAGCGCGAAGAACUGAAUCAGAAUAUGUGUAAUUUUAAAAAAACGUUUUUCCGACUGCAAGUUUGAAUUAGCGACACCUUAGUAGGAUGUAGAAGGAUGAUAAAUAAUAGUAAAAAGAAGAAAGAAAAGUAAAGAAGGUCAUAGAAAAACAGACCACGCAAAGAAAGUAUGAGAAGAAAGUGUUUGUUCCUAAUAUCGUUCUCGCUGAGACGAUGCUAGUUUUUUCACAUGAGACGGCAAGAUGCGGUAUAAGCCAUUAGAUUUAGUGUUCAAAACAACAUCUAGAAAACCGUGCCUCACUGUUGACAUCCUACGUGGAUGCAAUGGUGCUGUGUAUCAUAUGAAAUGAGUCAACUAAAGACUAACUGAUUUCUUAUAAUUUCAGGCAGUGAAGAUAGUAAACACAGAGUUUAUACAGGACAUCAAUUGCGUGCAUUUACUGGAAUAAAAUUUGAAAAUAAAGAAGCAAGUUUGAGUCAGUGUGAUCAAGUUCAAGAUAAUGAUUUUAUAAGAUAUAAUGAAACUCCAAUGAGAUGGAGAGAUGUAAAAUUGUCGCAUCCAUAUUCAAAAUGGAAUUUUGCUGGCGUAGCAAGUGAUCAAGUUGCUAGUUUACGAGUUAAUUCAAGACAGGGUGUGACAGCAUUUCAUUAUAUUUUGCUAUUGGACCGAUCAGGUUCAAUGUCUGGCGCAAAUUGGGAUAAUUUAAUGAUAGCAACUAAAGCUCUGAUUAAAGGAAGAAUUGAGAGUGGUGCAGAUGAUAGAAUUACAAUUAUUCCUUUUGAUGACCAUGUAGUACAUACAGAUAUUUUUACUAAUCAAAAAAUGAAUGACAUUAACACUAAUAAUAUUCGAUUUACCGGUGGUGGUACGGAGUUUGGUCAACCACUUCAGGUUGUAAUUAAUGUUCUAAGUCAACUGCGCAACAACAAUAUAACACCACAUCUGAGAACAAUUAUCUUGUUUAUUAGUGACGGAGGGGCUGGCUAUCCGAAGCAGCAAUUAGAUGUAUUAGCUCCACAAGUAGGACAAGAUAUUGCUGAAUUUUGGACUGUAACUAUUGGUGGUCAAAAUAAUAUGCAUAAACAAAUAAAUGAUAGAAUGCAGGGUACAUUAAAAUUGGCUAUUGACCCAACAACAUUGAAAGCAGUGUUUGCCGAAAUAAUUGCUGACAGGAAUUGUAGAUAG